CUAUUAAAACGUCACUGCAAGAACAUUCCGAGAGCCUAUGUUUUUUUAUUCAGCAGUACACAUAUACCUGCAUCAAUCCAGCCUGUAAGGCAAAAACGUAAACAUUGGUGAGCGACGUCAACUUCGUCACUGCUAAUCUGAGCAGUUGAGACACAAAUCUGAUUCCGGUUCACCGAACGGAGUGGAUAGCUUCAGCAGUGACUACACAACAGCUCAAUAUUAGGGGUCGAGCAGCUCGAUUUAAUACAGGCUCCCGUUCGGACCAAUCAAAAUUACCCUAAAGCAAACAACAUCCAAUGAACAUCCAGUUCAGGAUCUGUAAGGCGGACCUUCCGUGACGGUGCAUUAGAGAUGUAGUAGGAAGAGGAGGUCAAAGGCACUGCAGGAUUUUGAAAAAUGUGAGGCUAUUUACAGGAAAGACACAGAUGGAUACGCGUACUGGAACUGCAAUAUGUUAACUGUUUAUAGUGCAGUUAUUAGAGUGUCGUUUUAGAAACAAAUGCGGCGAAGUUGGGGUGUAGUUUGUCCGUGUCGCACUAGAAGGCAGUUAACAGAUAACAUUGCCUAAUGCUCUUUAGCUAAUGCUAACAUCAUCUGUCUCGUGUUUGCAGACAGCCUGAUAGGCAAUGUUAGCUUACAGUCUGGAUUAGGUUUGUGGCAUUUGCUAGUCAAAAAGUCCAUAUUAUCAUCUUUAUAGGGGUAAUGCACAGUGCAUUGGCCACAAAGGAACUUACGUUAGCUAACUUUUGCAUUUGAUUGUGUCAUUGGUAAGUUGUGUCACGGUCACAGCUGUCAUGUUUCACUCUUUGCCCCGUCGUUCCAUCUGCGAGAUCGGUGCACAUAAGUUGAGGCUUCAGAGCAACAGGCCUUUCAGGCGGACUGUCGAGGAGGGCGGAGGGAAGCUUGAGAAUCUCCCUUGGCUAGGCAGGAGCAUGGGCCUGUUGUUGUCCUGGCUCCAGAGAGCAUGUGUCGAUGCCGCGGGAUCGGGACAAAAGCGAAAGGGCUUGCUCUCCAUAUUUGCGGACCAAUGCAGCUUUGUGACAGGACAGAGACUCCGACGUGCCUGUCAGAUUGGUGAGCUUUACUCCAACCUGUAUUCUGAGCGCACCAAGUGGACCCUGGUUGGGAAUAUAUGGCGCAGAUUCCAGAGCAAGCACGCCCCAACUGGGAAAAUAUUCGCGGCCCUGGCUGGUGUCUUCAUGUGGGAGAAUGAGAAGAUUCAAGAUGAGGAAGUCCGCAGGUGUGGAUUAGAGUUGCAGGCACUGGAGGCUGUAAAGCUGCUCAGCACAUCAUCAGGGACAGUGACCGGAAAACAGGAUCCUGGCUGGGAAGUUGUGAUGGAGAAGAAGGAUUUCAAAGUGUGGAGGCGGUCUAUUCCCAACAGUCACCUCUAUGAGUACAGAGUGUUGGGCUCCUACAGUGAUGUCACACCAAGACAGUUCUUCAAUGUACAGUUGGAUACAGAAUACAGGAGGAAGUGGGAUUCCCUUGUUAUCAAGCUUGAAGUUGUGGACCGAGAUGUCAGCACAGGCUCUGAAGUUGUGCACUGGGCUACACACUUUCCUUAUCCAAUGUACUCAAGGGACUAUGUGUAUGUGCGCCGCUAUGAUGUUGAUGUCGACAACAACCUGAUGAUCUUGAUAUCCAGGGCCGUACAACACCCCAGAGUCCCAGAGACUCAGGAAUUUGUGAGAGUCCAUUCAUACCAGUCAAAGAUGGUCAUUCGCCCUCACAAGUCCUUUGAUGAGAAUGGAUUUGAUUACCUGCUGACCUACAGCGACGACCCUCAGACUGCCUUUCCCCGUUACUGUGUGAGCUGGAUGGUGUCAAGUGGUAUGCCUGAUUUUUUGGAGAAGCUGCAUACUGCCGCUUUGAGGGCCAAGAACUUGGAAGUGGGCAUCCAUGACUACACAGGGGUCAUUAAAUCCGGCGACAACAACCGCCAGCCGAGCCAGGAACGCCUCAGUGGAGAGAACCCACACACAGGUGGUUCUGGGCAGAUCUAUGCUUGAGAUGGAUUUUUUCCCCCCUUUUUUUAAUAGAUCAGGGGUUAUGUUGGUGUGUUUUCAUUUUCAACCGAAUCAAACCCUCCAACUCCAGGUCUUUGGAUCCAUUGUGUGAACUGCAAAUGGAAGUUGCAACCAUAACAUACUGGAAGUCCAACCAUGCAUAUGGUUAUAUUGGUUGUAGAUGAGAUAUUACAAGAACAAUACACUGUAGCUGCGACGUCGUUACUGUUGUAUGAACAAAAUGUUGCUAUGGCAUGACAAACGUCAUCCAGGCUGCUGGCCUUGGUGCAGUUUCUGCUUAGCCAGUGCCAUGGGGCAUUUUUUUGCCUCCUUUGCUAAUGAUGUUUGUCCUGCAGUCACUGGUAAGAUCGGGACAAAAUUCUUAUUUGUAUAGAUGCUUUUUGCCAAAGUGCAGUUGCUCUCAUUUUAACAUUGUACGUUGGAUUCCAUUGUUUGACAAGAUUUGGCUAUAAAGGCUUUUCAAACUGCCAGCAUCGUCAUUACUUUUAAAGUGUGUGGUAUGAUUUCAGUGAGAUAUUGUGGAAAUGGUUGUGCAGUACUGGACAUAGAACGGAAACUUUGACUGGCUUCUGGUGUUUAUAACUGAAUUUAGAACUAUGGCAUACAUUUCUGCACUAACAGAUGAAGAACUAAGGCCUCUGGUGGGAAACUUUUUCACAUUUCUUCAUUUGAUGGAUUUAAAGCAACUGGUUUUGUGUUUGCUUGCAGCAUGAGUGACUGAUCUUUGUAUGACUGAAUGGAGUGGAAUAAAAAAUUACAGUGAUGCCAUUAUUGGAAAAAUUGUCAGUAGGAUUAAUGAUGACAAUUCUAGGGGUUCUGUUUGUUGGGUAAGGCAUUGGUUUUCUGUCAGCACUGUCUGUCUCACCAUGACUGUUCUGAACUGACAAAACAACCUUCUGAAAAUAAACCAGUCCUUCAGUAUUAGGGGAAUAGUGUCUUAAAACAACCAUGUAAACUCUCAGAUGCAAUGGUACUAGUGCACCUCUAGCAAGGUGAUGUCAUCAGACACAUUUCAGUGCCCUUUUUAGAGAAACAGCAUUUUUCCAACAUAACAAUCCACUUAUUUUUAUAGGAAUUAAAAAAAAUUCUCAUGUCAAAUCAGAAGUUAAUUUAUCUCAGUAUUAACAGCUGUCACUUUAGUUUCCACUAUUGAAAUUAGGCGUGUUAUCAUGUGAGUUACUCUAGGUCAUUUAUUGUUAUUCUACACUUUUGUUAUUAAUGUGGGUCCUAAUCAAACUCCGUAGCAGUCAUCUGUCCACUUCAUCCAUUUUGUUUUUGUAAUGAACUGUUUGUAGGGGUGUUAUGAAUGUACAAAGAGUACCUCAUGCUGUGGAAUAAAGCAACAUUGCCUAAUAAAGUACAUUGUUUACAGCCUGACAGUUUGGUACAAAUAUCCAGAAAUCAUUUGUUUAAAAAAAAUCUAAUCUUGUACUAAAAUGUAAUAUUUGUUGUAGGUUGUAUAUCAGAGUGAAUAAACUAAUGGUUUUAAGAUAAAAUAGUACAGUGGGUUCUGCUUUGUGAAGGAAAUCCCACAUUUGUGUAUCCCCAUUGUGUCAAAAAAUAUCUUUCUAAACUGUGAUGUAUUCCCUGAUAUUUAAUGUUAAAAAUGUCAGUGUAGGAUGUGAGCGGGACAUGUUUGUUUUUGAUAUUGCUUGUGUGGAAUGAACUAAACAUUAUGCAAUGUUUGCUAAAGUCAAUCCUGACAUUGUAACAUUUUAAUUCUAUAAUUUUUUUAGACACCUGUUUUUUUUCCUGCAGGCAGUAGGACAGUUCUGUUUGUGAUUUAGAAAUGGGAAAAUGAUCUUGUAGCUAUGAACUGGUGUACUUGUAACCCUGUCAUUUCAAGAAUUAUUGAAAUGAAAGAGUGACAAAUCUGAUCAAAUAAACAUAUGUCUGUU
Molecule: messenger RNA, 3928 nt
Organism: Monopterus albus (swamp eel)
Lineage: Eukaryota; Metazoa; Chordata; Actinopteri; Synbranchiformes; Synbranchidae
Gene: stard7
Product: StAR related lipid transfer domain containing 7
Exons: 8
Coding region: 795-2012 (405 amino acids)
Molecular function (GO): lipid binding
Source: RefSeq, a predicted model, not a curated record